AUGUCUGAUACACACACGACAACGGCCCCGGCGGCCACCACGACGACCACCAAGCGGACCACGCCAGAGGGCACCGGUCCUGAGGGCAUCAGGCUCGGCACCACAGCCGAGGCGGCCGCGGCCGAGAAAAAGGCGCGCACGGCGGUGGCGGCGGCGCCAGAGCGGUCCAUCCGCAAGGACAGCAGCGCCGCGGCCGAGGCGGCGGCCGUCGUGGCGGCCAUAGCGGCGGCGACGUCGACGCGGGGCCCCGCGGUAAAGACGCCGCUCACGCACUACCCGUUGGCGGGGCAGGCGGUGCUGGAGCGCAACGCGCGGCGGCUGGCGGGCAAGCCGUACGCCAGGUACCUGAACCGGUCGCUCGAGAUGUACAGCGACGCGGCCGAGGCGCUGCAGGCGCCCAUGCCGCGCUCGGGGGUGCUGCUGCUCGCCGACGCCGGCCGGUUGCUCGAGGCGGGCCACCACGCGCACGAGAACGGCUGGUGCGGGCUCGCAGACGGCGCGGCCUACGCGGCGUCGCUAACACGCUUCCCCGAACGGUACGCGCUGUGGUACCCACACGCCCACAUCCGCGUCACCCUGGCGUCGUCGUCGUCGUCGUCGUCCUCGGGACCCGGCCGCGACCGGCUGGCGGCCAUGGCGGACCGGACGGCCCCGCACGUGCGCAAGUGGCUCGGGCGCACGCACCGCGUCGAGGAGCUGCUGGGCGAGCGGCGCGUGUCGGCGCACCUGCGCUUCGUCGAUCCGGCCCGUUACGGCCUGCCCUGGGACCGGCUACGGGCCGCGGGCUACGAGGCGGCCGUGUGCGCCGAGGUGCGCGACGGCUGGGAGCCGCGCCUCAAGGUCGGCGACGUGGUGCAUCUGUGGCGCCGCCUGGCGCCGGCCGAGGGCGGCGGGCUCGAGCUGCGCAGCCGCUACUGGCUCGGCACCGGCGUGCGCCUCGACCUGCCGCUCGUGCGCGUAGCCGUCCCGCUCGACCGCGUCGCGGGCCUCUUGGGUCUCAAGGCGGCCAGAGGAGGGGCCAGGACGGCGUACGAUAUGUUUCUGCACGACCAGAGCGAGUUUACGAAUCUCGCAAGCUUUCUGCCGCAGAUCUACGGGGAUUUUCUCGCGGGGCGGCUUGGGGACUACUGA
This is a messenger RNA of Gaeumannomyces tritici R3-111a-1, 1131 nucleotides long. RefSeq lists its product as hypothetical. NCBI's taxonomy places the organism in Eukaryota, Fungi, Ascomycota, Sordariomycetes, Magnaporthales, Magnaporthaceae. The transcript has 3 exons. The record is from RefSeq and is a predicted model, not a curated record. Gene Ontology annotation, molecular function: hydrolase activity. Bases 1 to 1131 code for a protein of 376 amino acids.